Molecule: messenger RNA, 1394 nt
Organism: Ochotona curzoniae (black-lipped pika)
Lineage: Eukaryota; Metazoa; Chordata; Mammalia; Lagomorpha; Ochotonidae
Gene: RAD1
Product: RAD1 checkpoint DNA exonuclease
Exons: 5
Coding region: 356-1210 (284 amino acids)
Biological process (GO): DNA damage checkpoint signaling; DNA repair
Cellular component (GO): checkpoint clamp complex; nucleus
Molecular function (GO): 3'-5' exonuclease activity
Source: RefSeq, a predicted model, not a curated record
GAGAGUGGCGGGAGGCGAGUCGCUUCCCUCGCGCUGGCUGGGCCGGCUCGUCGGGUUGUCCCGUUUAUCCGCGGUGCCAUCCCGGUGGCGGGUUGUUGAGCUGGUAGUCCCGGGCUCCGGGAGACGCUGCUGAGGACGCGAGGCCCGACCCCCGGCGCCCAGGGCGGUGGAGCCUGGCUGGGAGCGCGAGGGGACUAGGGGCCCCGGUGGAGCCCGGGGCGGUGGCGUACUUGUCAGCUCUCACUGUCCGCACUGGGGAGUCGCCGCUCCCUCCCCGGGGACCGUCCCGAGCCCCGGGCCGCCGACCCCGCUGAGGGGUCUGCUCGUUCCGGAAUCCCGGCGGGAGCAGCGCGGGAUGCCCCUGCUCACGCAGCACGUCCGGGACGAGGGCGAGCGGUACAGCCUAGUGGCCAGCCUCGACAACGUGCGGAACCUCUCCACCAUCCUGAAGGCCAUCCACUUCCGAGAACACGCCACCUGCUUCGCCACUAAAAACGGGCUCCGAGUGACGGUGGAAAAUGCAAAGUGCGUGCAAGCCAAUGCUUUUAUUCAGGCUGGAAUAUUUCAAGAGUUUACCGUUCAGGAAGAGUCAGUUACAUUUCGAAUUAACUUAACUGUCCUUUUAGACUGCUUGUCGAUUUUUGGAUCAAGCCCUGUGCCAGGGACUUGCACGGCACUGCGGAUGUGUUACCAGGGCUACGGCCACCCCCUGAUGCUGUUCCUCGAGGAAGGAGGAGUGGUGACCGUCUGCAAAAUCAGCACUCAGGAGCCUGAGGAGACUCUGGACUUUGAUUUCUGCAGCACCAAUGUGAUCAAUAAAAUUAUCCUGCAGUCUGAGGGGCUCCGAGAAGCGUUUUCCGAGUUGGAUAUGACAAGCGAGGUCCUUCAGGUCACCAUGUCUCCUGACAAGCCGUAUUUCAGGUUGUCUACUUUUGGAAAUGCAGGAAGCUCCCACCUCGACUAUCCCAAAGAUUCUGACUUGAUGGAAACAUUCCUUUGUAACCAGACCCAAGUGAACAGGUACAAGAUUUCUUUGCUGAAGCCCUCUACAAAGGCGUUAGUCCUCUCUUGUAAAGUAUCCAUUCGGACAGAUAACCGAGGAUUCCUCUCACUACAGUACAUGAUUAAAAAUGAAGAUGGACAGAUAUGCUUUGUGGAAUAUUAUUGCUGCCCGGAUGAGGAAGUUCCUGAAUCUGAGUCUGGAGUGUGAGCACUGACGGACACACUGCCCUCCAUGCUGCUCGGCCAUGACGUCAUUCAGGCGGUCCAUCGGGGGCUGUGUUCUUCUGAGAAAGCACUCGCAUGAGUCCUUCUUUGACAAAAAAAGCCUUAUACUCUAAUCAUUUCUAUGCAUUUUGUAAAUAAAUGUUUUCUGAAUCAUUGAUUAUCCAGUA